UCUUGCGCUAGACGUUAUAGAAACCCGGAAGUAGUUUGAAGGUCUUUGCUUAUUGUAGAAGUUUGGAUAAGGUCGCUUGUCCAUAUUUAAUGUGAAAAUGGGUGUUAAAAUAGAGGUAUUUCGAAUGAUGCUGUAUCUCUCCUUUCCUGUGACCAUGUUUUGGAUCUCAAAUCAAGCAGAGUAUUUUGAAGAAUAUAUAGUGAAGAGAAAGAGGGAAAUCUUCCCCCCCGACGAGGAAUCGCAGAGAAAAGAGUUGGAGGACUUCAAAGAGCGAAUGCGUGUUCGUAAGGAACAGCGGCUAUUAAAAAAUAUUCCUCUGGAAUCUGAGAACUGAAGAUUACAUGUUGAAGAAAAUGAUUUUCCACCCUUUACCAACGAUGCUGAACUGACUGGCAGUGAUUUUGUGGCCCAAGGAAAAAAGUUGGACUGGAGUAUGCCCAUUUCAUGUUGGAAAUCUCUGCUGGAUUAACUCUUCCCAAAGAUGUGCUGGGUAAUAAUUAUUUACGCCUAAUAAGUUUAUUGUGCUUUCAUUUGUGUGUAACUUUUUUUCACAUGGUUUUUCAAAUGGUACAAUUGUUUUCUUAGCUGUUGUUGUUACAUUGCCUUAAAAUAAAUACUGAGCUGUACAUCAGAUUGAAUCUACUUUAUUAUGAUCUAUUUGCAAGGUGCAGUGCCUAAAAUGUUUUCACCUUGUCCUAUUACUUAUAUUGUAGUGUAUUGCAGCAUUGUAUUCUAGGUAAUGGUGAUUCAGAUUAACAGAAAUAAAUACUAACUAUAAAUCAAUUCUCCACAAACUCCUCGAAACUGACCACAAAGACUUUUGUUGUAUACUGAAGUAUUUCCCAUCUUUAAAAUAAUUAACAGAAUAAACCAAUUGUUUUCCAGUUAGCAAAA
Messenger RNA from Oreochromis aureus, 894 nucleotides. RefSeq names its product protein PET100 homolog, mitochondrial. Gene Ontology annotation, biological process: mitochondrial respiratory chain complex IV assembly. The transcript has 4 exons. NCBI's taxonomy places the organism in Eukaryota, Metazoa, Chordata, Actinopteri, Cichliformes, Cichlidae. The record is from RefSeq and is a predicted model, not a curated record. Gene Ontology annotation, cellular component: mitochondrion; mitochondrial inner membrane. Bases 98 to 334 code for a protein of 78 amino acids.